UCUCCGUACAGGAGCAGUCCAGCUCCCUGUCCGGGAAGGCUCGUCCCCCGUAGCUCGGAAUGUUCCCGGAACUCAAUAACCUUCUCAACACCACUCCUGACAGGGCGGAGCAGGGGAAACUGACUCUGCUCUGUGAUGCCAACACAGAUGGCAGCUUCCUUGUGCAUCACUUUCUCUCCUUCUACCUCAAAGCUAAUUGUAAAGUCUGCUUUGUGGCACUGAUCCAGUCCUUCAGUCACUACAAUAUCGUGGGACAGAAGUUGGGUGUCAGCCUGACUGCGGCACGGGAGUGCGGGCAGCUUGUGUUCCUAGAAGGUCUUAAGUCUUCAGUGGAUGUUUUCUUUCGGACUCAGGCCGAGCCACACCCCUUGCAGUUCCUCAGGGAGGCCAAUGCUGAGAACCUGCAGCCACUGUAUGAGUUUGUGAGGGAGGCUCUGAAGCCUGCAGAUGAUGGAGAGGCUGCGUGGAGGUGCCCGGUGCUGCUGGUGGACGACCUCAGUGUGCUGCUGAGCCUGGGCAUGGGGGCAGUGGCUGUGUUGGACUUCAUCCAUUACUGCAGGGCCACCGUGUGCUGGGAAUGGAAGGGAAACAUAGUGGCCCUGGUGCACGACAGUGGAGACACCGAGGACGAGGAGAACAACAUCCUUUUGAACAGCCUUAGUCACCAGAGCCACCUGAUCCUGCGGGCCGAGGGGCUGGCCACAGGCUUCUGCAGGGACGUGCAUGGGCAGCUAAGGAUCCUCUGGAGGACACCAUCACAGCCCACAGCCCAGCGAGAUCGGAGCCUCACUUACCAGUACAAGAUCCAGGACAAGAGCGUGUCCUUUUUUGCCAAAGGAAUGUCUCCUGCUGUUCUAUGACCUGAUUGAGGGGCAAAUGUAGCUACCUUGGACUGCUUUCAGAUGUGAAAGAUAAAGCAACGAGUAGGAGUGGAUCUGCACGCCUUUGAAGUGGUGUUUCGGCCUGGAUUGGGAGCUCCACUGUGACCUGGUGCAGUGGAAUGGCGCUGUGAUGGUACGCCUUUGUUCUCCUGGGCCCUGCACAUAAGAAAUCACAACCCAGCCUCUGCUGAGAGAGAUGCCACAUAUUGAAACCGGGUGACAGUCAUCCCGGGAGCCUUUCAUUAAAUACACUUUAGCCUCAACUGCCCGUUUUUGGCUGUCAUGCCUUUCAGGGCCAGAGCAGGUAUGAAUGUGUCAGCCAGGGCACAGUCCUGGAUGGCAGGCAUUCAGGUGACAACUUGGAUAAUUACGGCUGUAGUAGGGAGUCCUACAUCAUGGCUUCCUCAUGAUGGAUUGUCUCAUUUUUCACCUUCAUCCAGCAAAGGUGUUUUCCCUUUAGUUCAGUAAGAAAACCAGCCUAAAGAGGUUUGGAAGGAUGCUCAUAGUUAUAGAGAAGGCUGUAGAUAGCGGAGCCUGACUCUGAAGUCCGCACUUGCUGACUGACCCCAUGGAACCCAGGGGCAGGCUCCCCAUCCAGUUCACAGCCUCACUUCCUCCUGGGUGUGUGGUCCCUGGCCCAGGUGCUCAUGAAACCACAGCCUUGGUCACGUGAGGCUUCAUGGCUUUGGUGAGAGGUAAGGAGUGUUCUUGCCACCGGGCGGGAUGGGGCAUUGGCAAGUUGCUGCCUCCCUCACCUGUGAAGACUGAAGAGGUGAGCUCUUGCCCCUGCGUCCCACAGAUGCCAGCUUGUCACCCUCAGCCCAUCUGUCAGGAUCACCUCAGGAGGCACUGAGGGUAUUCCCUCAAACUGGGUACAUUGUGUUGUUGUACCACAAUGAAUUUGCUUUUAAAACCAAAUAAAAUGAAAAAAGAAAAUAACACUGCAGGGACUAAAGAAAUUUCAUACCUGUUGUUUAAUUGUAACUUUUUCACAUUUUGUAGUCUUCAUAAGAGGAAACAACUUCUCACUCCUCCCCUCAGAUUAUACUAUUGUGUUGGUUACCCCACUGAUAACCAGUAAUAGUAGCUGCUUUUCUUCCCAAAAUAUUGCAGGCCAGGUAGAAUAUUUGAAAAUUGUGAAUGUAACUAACCUAAGGGAAAGUGGUUACUGAAGAAUCUAAUGAUUUUUUUUAUUAGUACUUCAAUAUUUAUGUCAGCUUCACAUGAGCUACAGUUCUGAAUGGGCAAGACACCACGAAACAUCUCUUAGGGUAUGAAUGUUGUGUUAUGUUUCUCCACUUAAUUUAUAAUUGAGUUUACUAAAUUCUUAAUGUUGAAUGCCUCCUGAACAUUUUAUGGUGUCAUUUUGAUUUGCUUAGCUAUUCUCUGAGUGUGUAGGCUCUAGGUUUUGUAAUUAUAAAUCAUGUUGUUAUGAACUUUACAUAUUAUACCUGUUUUGAGGUGGGGGCAAAUACUUGUGUCCUUAGAACAUUCAUUCAUUCACUCAACAAAUACUGAGCACCUUAAAAAAUUUUUUUUCUAAAGUUUAUUUUUGAA
Messenger RNA from Hyaena hyaena (striped hyena), 2438 nucleotides. It is a transcript of the gene ELP6, whose product is annotated as elongator acetyltransferase complex subunit 6. The record is from RefSeq and is a predicted model, not a curated record. Gene Ontology annotation, biological process: tRNA wobble uridine modification. The transcript has 7 exons. Bases 60 to 860 code for a protein of 266 amino acids. Lineage: Eukaryota; Metazoa; Chordata; Mammalia; Carnivora; Hyaenidae. Gene Ontology annotation, cellular component: elongator holoenzyme complex.